AUGAACGGCGCGAAGCCAUGUCGGGCGCCUUUACCGCGAGAGUUGCAUCUUCAGAUCUUAAAGCAUGUCGCAAAUGCCCACGGCUCACCGACCUCGCCCAGUCGCGGCAUAGCAGGCUACGCCAGCGUAUCCAAUGAUUGGCAAGAUUACUUCGAGAGUCCAAUAUACAAGAACUUCAUUCUGCGGCUGCAAGACCUCAUUCCAUUCAGGGAGCACAUACAAAGCCCCAGGAGGCGCCGCUAUGUCCGGCACAUCUGGCUUCGCCUUGAGGAGCCUCAGCUCGAAGAGGAUGGCCCGGCUUUACCGUGGAAUCAAUCAUGGAGCCCAUUUGCUACAGCUGCGCUGUAUCUAUGGAAACCUCUGGCGUCAUGGGAAGUUGACCAGGCCGGAGAAGGAUUAACGCUCUAG
This is a messenger RNA of Colletotrichum tamarilloi, 408 nucleotides long. RefSeq lists its product as uncharacterized. Lineage: Eukaryota; Fungi; Ascomycota; Sordariomycetes; Glomerellales; Glomerellaceae. The transcript has a single exon. The record is from RefSeq and is a predicted model, not a curated record. The coding region runs from base 1 to 408 and encodes 135 amino acids.